Messenger RNA from Lactuca virosa, 249 nucleotides. Lineage: Eukaryota; Viridiplantae; Streptophyta; Magnoliopsida; Asterales; Asteraceae. The record is from the annotation of a GenBank genome assembly.
AUGCGCCAACUGAAACUGUGCCAAUUAGGAUUGUUCCUCUGUUCAUCUGGGCUUCCUGCAGUUGUUGAUGUAGCUGCAACUAUUAAAGCUGGAAUAUGGAUUCGUAUGAUGAUAAAUAACCUCAUGUCAAACACACAACCACUCUUCAUGGGUAUGUUCAUUUCAAAUACCGAUUUUGGAAGGGGUGCUGAUGCAAAUAUUCUACCUAGAAGGUGUUUAUUGGUUUCUCUUUCUGUCUUCAUUCGUUAA